GCGGUUAAGGCGGAAAUAGUCGAGGACGAGGUGGACGAGUAUGAGAGACGUCGGCGCGGCGAAAAAGUGAUCGGCGGAGGUGACGCCGGAGCAGGAGGUGACGCCGAAGACGUCGGUGGUCGUGUCAAGAUGACGUCGUCGGUCCUGGCGCUGCUCGGCCUGAUCCUGGCGACCGCCGGUGCCGAGCUGAGCUCGAGGAUCGUCCGGACUAAGUACGGCGAGCUGUCGGGCGUGAUCGUGACCCUCGAUCGAUACCUCGAGGGUGUCGAGGUGUUCCGCGGCGUGCCCUACGCCUCGCCGCCGAUCGGCUCGUUGCGUUUCAUGCCGCCCGUCACCGGUGCCCUUUGGCAGGGCGUUAAGGUCGCCGACAAGUUCGGACCGGUCUGUCCGCAAAAACUGCCCGAACUCAGCGACAAAAUGCCCAAGGGCAGGGCAGAGUACCUCAAGCGGCUGCUGCCCUACCUCAGGAACCAAAGCGAGGAUUGCCUGUAUCUCAACAUUUACGCGCCGGUCCAAGCCGGCGCGAGGGACGGUGGCGGUAGACGGUAUCCUGUGAUUGUGUUCGUGCACGGCGAGAGCUACGAGUGGAGCAGUGGAAAUCCUUACGACGGCAGCGUCCUGGCGAGUUACGGGGGUGUCGUCGUCGUCACCAUCAACUAUAGACUCGGCAUUCUGGGCUUUCUAAACGCCAACACAGACUCGCACUUACGCUCGCCGGCGAAUUAUGGUCUGAUGGACCAGAUCGCAGCGUUACACUGGGUACAAGAGAACAUCGCUUAUUUCGGGGGCGACCCCAAAAACGUCACGCUGGUGGGACACGGCACCGGCGCCGCCUGCGUGAACUUCCUGAUGACCAGCCACGCGGUUCCUGACGGUCUGCUGUUCCAUCGGGGCGUUCUGAUGUCGGGCAGCGCGCUUUCACCCUGGGCGUUGGUGAGAGGCGCCGCCAAUUACGCCAUGCAGGUCGCCAAACACCUAAAUUGUUCGUCGGUGGCGGAAGAUCCUCAGGCCCUGUUGAAGUGUCUGAGAGACAUGUCCUUGAGCGAACUGGUGUCGGUACCUGUUAAAGGGCUGGAGUUCGCGCCAGCCUUCGGCCCGAGUAUAGACGGCGUCGUGAUCGAUCCUGGCGAUCCCGAGGAUCAGGACUACACCCUGCAAGUCGACACGAUCAAUACGCUCAACAACAUCCUUCUGAGGAAGGACGUCGUGGCGAAACUGUCGAGGUACGAUCUGAUGGUGGGUGUUGUUCGUUCCGAGGCGUAUUUUUCGCUAACCGCCGAGGACGCUCAGUAUGGCAUUGAGGCCGACAGAAGAACAAAGAUCCUGCGCGAAUUCGUGCGGAACACGUACACGUAUCACCAGCCGGAGAUCCUGGCAACUAUAAUAAAUGAGUAUACAGACUGGGAACGACCUGUGCAACAUCCCGUCAAUAUUAGGGACGAAACUCUAGAGGCCCUGGGGGAUGCGAAUACGGUCGCUCCAGCGACGAGAACCGCGGAUCUUCACAGCCAAUCCCAUAGGAACUCCUAUCUAUAUGUCUUCGACUAUCAAACGAAAUUCGGAGACUAUCCUCAGAGGCCGGGAUGUAUCCACGGAGAGGAGCUGCCGUAUUUUUUCGGAGCGCCUCUGGUCGGUGGCAUGUCCCAUUGGCCGAAGAACUACACUAGGGCCGAGAUAGCGCUCUCCGAGAGCGUGAUACUUUAUCUGACAAACUUUGCACGCACUGGGAAUCCGAACGAGGGCACCCCCGAUCCCGGACCCCUCGGUUCCAGACCGGAAAGGACCAAGUUUAAAAAUAUCGACUGGACCGCUUACGAGGCCGUCCACAAAAAAUAUCUUAGCAUAGAGCUCAAAUCGAAACUGAAGAACCACUACAGGGCCCACCGCCUUUCUUUUUGGCUGAACUUGGUGCCCGAUCUUCACAAACCCGGCACGGACGAUGUUCCUAGAUCGCAUCAUCUCCUCGAUGCCGAGCAGGUGCCACCCAGAUUCAUUCAGAGGCUACCGACGACCACGAGAACGACCACCUUGGAGGUGACCUCCAUCGAGAAGUCCUCGUCCAACGUGUCAACGGCCGUGCCCAGCGACAUCACGUUCGAGGACACCACGGCGUUACCUGAGGACGGCUUCGCGGCGUACUCCACCGCCCUCAGCGUGACAAUCGCGAUCGGCUGCAGCCUGCUGAUCCUGAACGUGCUCAUUUUCGCCGGGGUGUACUAUCAGCGCGACAAGAGCAACCACCAGCACCACAGCUGCUCGAAGAAGCGCCAGGAGAACGGCCAGAUGCCGAACAACAUUUGCGGCGAACUGGAAACCAAGACCGCCGAGCGGCAUCACAUCCAGCAUAUACCGCCGCCGGAGUUCGCCGACCUGCAGAACAAUACCUGUCACGUGCCUAUGCCGCCCCCGCCACCGAAGAACACGAAGCCCGGCAAGCCCGGCCAGAACCUCAUCAUCAGUCCUAACCAGCUCCAGCAGGAGAGCCUGGCGAUGACCGGGACCGGGACCUUAAAGAAGGGACACAAUCACCCUCAGGUCAUGGAGGAGCUGAGGGUCUGACUCUAGGAGACCGCGCGGUCGCCGAAUUAACAUGGCCGCGAGGAAAUUAGGAUCCCGAAAUAACCGAGCGUCAGGGAAUCACUUCGGAAUGGAGCUCUCCAUUAUCAUUCUGACCACGGACAUAAUCAGGACACUGACGAGGAUACACAAUCAUUGCCAGUUCGCAAAGAAGCUGAGACUCUAGCGAAUACCGAAACUCUUAGAUUAGAAUCCUGAAACCGUCGAGUGUCGGGAAACCGCAUCGAGAUGACCCUUCGGAUUGUUCUUCGUCGGCGGUUUGGCUAGAGGAAUUCCGUUGUCGGGACACCGCAAGGCAAUUAAAAGAGGCGAGGUCUGAAGUCAAAACGGAAAGUUUCAGGAAUAAUCUCUUCCAAUGACGCUCGACGGGAGACGGGACAAUUCUUCAAAGUUUUUCGAAGCGACCGUGAUAUCGUCGAUAGAUAGAAAGUGAUAAAGGAUAAGAAAAGUGGGACUUUUAUUGUUACGUGAGGAGUACGUAUUAGUGCAGGGGCGUAACUGGUACUUUGAGCCCGGGAGCCGACUACUGGCCUUUAUAUGGGGUCGGAAAAAGUCGGGGUCCGGUCGUUUCGGGCCAAGCAGCGUUGCUUCCACUCGCUAUGCCCCUGUGUUAGCGGCAACGCCAUACUGUUAUCGUUUUCUACCUUUCGAAUUUGCGACCAACUGCCGAAAAUCACAUAGUCUUCGAUGGAUAGACAAAUCUGCGUUAAGUAGAACUCUUCAUCUCCCCAUACCGAGAAAAGAACUCGAUUGUGUUCCCUGUCCUUUUUUUCGUGCAUUUUUCAACUUAUUAUAUUCUCUUAUCGCAAUCUUGCAUCUUGUAUUACGCGACUUACUUUGUUUGGACGUAUUGUAUUUACGUACUCCGUGUAUUUUAUUUAAAUAUUAUAACUUUAUUAAUGAAGAUUGAUAUCAUCUUUUAUGUUUCUUUCACGUUUUGUUGCAAUUAUAAAAUUUGUAACAAAUUAUUAAGUAGUUUUUGUUACGCGCGCAAAAUUAAUGAUUAAUAUUAAUGGCGCUUUCUUUUAUUUUAUCUGCUUCUCUCUCUUUCUCGCGCUCUGUCUCUAUCUCUCUCUCUCUCUUUCUCUCCCUCCUCUCUUCCUCUUUCAUUAUCUUUUCACGUAAUAUAGACUGAAGGUUCGAGUCGAUUUGAAUCGUGCCGACACUGUUCUCGUUCUUCCGAGUGACGAUGAUUAUAACAAUGGUUCGAAUCGCUGCCACGACGAUUCAUUUCUAUAUGACGUCGAUCGUUCAAAUGCUCAAUUAAAUACUUAAUUAACGCUUUCUUUCUCAAUGAUAACGUGACUAAAUUUUCACAAAACUCAAACUUGCGUUUAGCAGCAAAGUUUUCCUAUAUACAAAAAUUGACAGCACAAAAUUUUGAUGAUUUCGUGGAAUCGUUGCAAUUAUUCCGGUAAUUUCUUGCAAAUUAAAAUGUAAGAUAACAUUAAGACGAAUUUCUGCACAAUAGAAACUUGAUAAAUUUCUGAGAACGAAAGGGUUAAGUGGGCGUUCGAGAAUCGAACAAGUUUUUUUACUGUGAAAAUAAAAGAAAGUUGAAUGAUCGAUGACACUCAACAGCAUACUGCCAAACGAUCGCGAAUCAAGGAAAAGGUGCGGAUCGUUAACAGGAAAAUCGUGAUAAGUUAAAAUUCGAAGACGGAAAGCCGCUGCAAUAGAAAAAGAAACGCAUUGUUUUUAAUCCAUCGAUGUUUUACAAAAAUAAGACAACUGCAAAUUUAAUCAACCCUCGUUGCUUUCAAUACGAACAUUUCCCAAGGGACUACAUGCGAGGCAGGCAUUCGCAUAAAAAUAUAUUGAUUGCAAAUCAUUUUGCCGGAAACUAUUUCAAACGAUUAUCGUUUACAAAGAUUUUCUUAAAUACCUUUGAAUUUCAAUUUUACUAAUUUCACUGAUCUCACAUGUCAUCUCAUUCGUCAGUUUCGUACCAUUUCUAAGACUAGCAGGUAAUAAAAUGAAAGAAAGAUUAAAUUUUUAGAGUUGUCCUAUUUUUAAAGAAUUAAUGAAGAUUUUUCGAAUAUCUAAAUGGCGACAGACUGUUGGAGGAACUUUCGAAUGCAAUUUCGAGUGUAAAUAAAGAUUCAUUAAGUUUAAGUCUGUCGCUGAUGCGCCGUUAAAUUGAAUGAAGGGUGAAAGAGCUCGGGAAUAGCUCCGAUUGUAAUAAUAUUGCACAUCGACGAGAAAAAAAAACGGUAUGUCAGCGUAGUCGGAAGCACACUGGACGUAAUUUUAAAUUUGUAUAUAAUUGACAUUACAAUAAACUAUAUAAUAAACUA
This is a messenger RNA of Vollenhovia emeryi, 4874 nucleotides long. It is a transcript of the gene NLG-3, whose product is annotated as neuroligin-4, X-linked. Gene Ontology annotation, molecular function: neurexin family protein binding; signaling receptor activity. Lineage: Eukaryota; Metazoa; Arthropoda; Insecta; Hymenoptera; Formicidae. The record is from RefSeq and is a predicted model, not a curated record. The transcript has 11 exons. Gene Ontology annotation, biological process: modulation of chemical synaptic transmission; neuron cell-cell adhesion; chemical synaptic transmission. Gene Ontology annotation, cellular component: cell surface; postsynaptic membrane; synapse. Bases 130 to 2559 code for a protein of 809 amino acids.